UCGCUGGGGAGCGGACGGGCGUGGGGGGAGGGGUGCGCGAUCGGGGCGGACGGGGGGUCCCCGCGUGACCCCAGAGCUCGGGUGUGAAGGGCGCCGGCCUGGCCGACGGGUCAGGGCUCCCGGAUUCUGCGUCCAGGUGUCCGCCUCCGGCCCCAGGAUGGCCAGCGCGAAGCUCCUGUGCGUGGUGGCGGCGCUCGGCUGCCUGCUGGCGCCCCGGGUCCGGGCCAACAAGAGCUCCGAGGACAUCCGGUGCAAGUGCAUCUGCCCGCCGUACCGCAACAUCAGCGGCCACAUCUACAAGCAGAACGUGUCGCAGAAGGACUGCAACUGCCUGCACGUGGUGGAGCCCAUGCCGGUGCCCGGGCAUGACGUGGAGGCCUACUGCCUGCUGUGCGAGUGCCAGUACGAGGAGCGCAGCACCACCACCAUCAAGGUGAUCAUCGUCAUCUACCUGUCGGUGGUGGGCGCGCUGCUGCUGUACAUGGCCUUCCUGAUGCUGGUGGACCCGCUGAUCCGCAAGCCGGACGCCUACACCGAGCGGCUGCACAACGAGGAGAGCGAGGACGCUCGCUCCGCGGCCGCCGCCGUGGCCUCGCUGGGCGGCGCCCGGGCCAACACGGUGCUGGAGCGUGUGGAGGGCGCACAGCAGCGCUGGAAGCUGCAGGUGCAGGAGCAGAGGAAGACCGUGUUCGACCGGCACAAGAUGCUCAGCUAGGCGGCCGCCGGCCUCUGCCAGGGACCGGCCACGGGACCGGCCACGGGACCGGCCACGGACCGGCCACGGCCACGGCCACGCCGCCCCCACCCUACAGCCCCGCCCGGGCCGGCCCCACGGCAGCACCGGGGCGUCCUGGUCUCCGUGGCCACGUUCCCGCUGGUGUAACCGGGGAGCGUGGGGCCCCGGCCUCCAGCCCAUCCGCUCAGGUCUCCGUGGCCCCGGGAGGGGGCGGAGGGCGGGGGGGGCGGUUUCGGGCGCCACGUUUCCAGCCCCACAAGUCUGAGUGUCCUCGCGCCCCGGGAGGCAGAUCCAGGCCCCUGCCACUCCCCGUGGGGACGCGUGGUGCCUGCAGCGCCCUCUGGAGGCCCGGCUUCCCGCCCAGGAGCAGGCAGGGCUAUGCUCGGGGCCUGCCCUCACCGCCCCUCUUCAGGAUGGGGGGGGGGCGCAGGCUCCAGGGACACAAGAGGCUCUGAGCACCAGCCCCGUCCCAGCUGCAGGGCCCUGGUCCCCGCGGCCUGUCGGUCCGGAAGCCGCCAUUAAACCUCUCCCUCGAUGUGA
Molecule: messenger RNA, 1276 nt
Organism: Pipistrellus kuhlii (Kuhl's pipistrelle)
Lineage: Eukaryota; Metazoa; Chordata; Mammalia; Chiroptera; Vespertilionidae
Gene: TMEM9
Product: transmembrane protein 9
Exons: 6
Coding region: 158-715 (185 amino acids)
Cellular component (GO): lysosomal membrane
Source: RefSeq, a predicted model, not a curated record